Molecule: messenger RNA, 2271 nt
Organism: Carica papaya (papaya)
Lineage: Eukaryota; Viridiplantae; Streptophyta; Magnoliopsida; Brassicales; Caricaceae
Product: BTB/POZ and MATH domain-containing protein 2-like
Biological process (GO): protein ubiquitination
Molecular function (GO): protein binding
Source: RefSeq, a predicted model, not a curated record
AGUACUACUGAGUCGCUUAGCUGUAGCUAUCAGCCAUUGUUAAUGCUGGUUUAAAUGCUUAUUACUCUGAAAAUCAAGAUGGAUCACAGCUGGGUUUAACUUAAAAUCCCACGUCUCUCUCUUCUUCCCCACUCCCUAUUCGUGUUCCGUCUCUAGCAUUUGCUAAGCUUUCUCUGUUAUCACUUUUGUUAGUGCUAGUAAUGGCGUUUCCUUUUAUGGCAAGGAUUACCUUCUUCAUCCCCAAUCAAACCAGUCCCCAUCCACAUGUUCUUGUUCCUUUUUUGGGCGGGGAAUAGGUCAGAGACAAUUAUAAACACGAAGAAGGAAGAAAGAGAAGAGGAGAAGAUCAGAAUAAAGAGAGAAAAAGAAAAGGUUAUAUGGGCUUGGAUUUUGAUCAAUCAUGGCUGGCCCAAGAGUGUCCUCGGGCAAUGAUUGCUUGUCUGGAUAUGUGUGUGUGUAUAUAUAUAUUUACAUGUAGAGUGAAUGUAUAGGAAACCUCAGAGUAGGUUCUGAUCUUUGUCGACUUAGAAUCCUCCAUUUAUCUCCACCAAAACUUUUCCGUAUUAAUCUCCAAUUUAUAUUCAUCGUUAAGCCAAGGCAAAAAUCUAAGUAUCAAUUCUUGCCCAUCGGUCUCUACAAGCUCCAAUUCUUUACCCAAAUCCAGAAUCAGGUUCUGGGUCUGGCCCCUACCCAUUAAUUCUUUUCCGAAAAUAGCAAUACCCAACUCUACAAAUCCCCGGAAAUUUCAACUCCCCUUCUGGUUGAUGGGCACAAUUAGGGUUUGCAGAGACCUCUCCAAACCCUUGAAUUCUGUACAUCCACCGGUCACUACCUCCACCUCUUGCACCGAGACAGUAAAUGGGUCGCAUCAGUUUAAGAUUAGCGGCUACUCGCUCGUUAAAGGCAUGGGGAUAGGCAAGUACGUUGCGUCUGAUACGUUCAUGGUGGGUGGUUAUUUGUGGGCUGUAUAUUUCUAUCCUGAUGGCAAGAGCGCGGAGGACAACGCCGCGUACGUCUCGCUAUUUAUCGCGCUGGCGAGCGAAGGCACGGAUGUGAGGGCCUUGUUUGAGCUUACGCUUGUGGAUCAAAGCGGGGAGGGAAGGCACAAGGUGCACAGCCAUUUUGGGAGGACGCUUGAGAGCGGGCCGUAUACGCUCAAGUACAGAGGGAGUAUGUGGGGCUAUAAACGCUUUUUCAAAAGGACCCUUCUAGAGACAUCUGACUACCUAAAGGAUGACUGCCUCUUAAUUCACUGUUCUGUUGGUGUUGUUAAGUCACGUACAGAGGGACCUAGGAGUUAUCAUAUUGCAGUUCCACCUUCUGAUAUUGGGCAGCAUUUUGGGAGGCUUUUGGAAAGUGGAAAGGGAAAUGAUGUGAAUUUUGAAGUUGAUGGUGAAAUAUUUUCCGCCCACAAGUUGGUUCUUGCAGCCCGGUCACCUGUGUUCAGGGCUCAACUUUUUGGCCCUUUGAGGGAUCAAAAUACCAAGUGCAUAAAAGUUGAAGACAUGGAAGCCCCUGUUUUUAAGGUAUUACUUCAUUUCAUUUACUGGGAUUCUCUAGCAAAUAUGCAAGAGCUUGUGGAUAUGGACUCAAAAUGGGCUUCUACACUGAUGGCUCAGCACCUGCUUGCGGCUGCAGACCGUUAUGCCCUUGACAGGCUCAGACUGCUCUGCGAGGCAAAACUUUGUGAGGAUGUUGCCAUAAACACAGUUGCAUUCACAUUAGCAUUGGCAGAGCAGCACCAUUGUUUCCAGCUUAAAGCUAUAUGUCUCAAAUUCAUUGCGUUGCCUGAAAAUUUGAAAGCGGUGAUGCAAACAGAUGGGUUUGAAUACUUGAAGCAGAGCUGUCCUUCUGUACUCAGUGAGCUACUGCAAUACGUAGCAAGAAUGGGCGAGCAUUCUGUCAUUGCUUCCAGAAAAGGAAACGAGACCUUGCUAGAUAACUGUGAUGCCAAUGGAAGACGGGUGAAGCAAAGGAUACAUUGAUUUUGGGCACCAAAGACAGAUAACAAGAAAGGGAGCUUGUUAGGCUUAAGAACAUUUUUGUACUGUGCUAACAGUGACAUUCUGUUAUAUAAAUUUAAUGAGUUCAAAGUUAGUGGAUGAUGUGGUUGUCCAUUGUAUAAAUAGUUCCUUUAAUAUUGUUUCUAGACAUUUCUGGAUUCAGGUUCUUGCUUCUAUGCAAUCGAAAAUUGUAUCUGCUUGGUGGGAUUGUCGAUUUAGAAGGAUCAAAGAAUUGUUGUGAUGCGGGUUCAGCAGAGUGACUAAUAUC